Molecule: messenger RNA, 1067 nt
Organism: Cucumis sativus (cucumber)
Lineage: Eukaryota; Viridiplantae; Streptophyta; Magnoliopsida; Cucurbitales; Cucurbitaceae
Product: L-ascorbate peroxidase, cytosolic-like
Biological process (GO): hydrogen peroxide catabolic process; response to reactive oxygen species; cellular response to oxidative stress
Molecular function (GO): peroxidase activity; heme binding
Source: RefSeq, marked provisional
AUUUCUUCCAAGUUUCAUCAUCGUCAUCAUCACCAUGGGAAAGUGCUACCCUGUUGUGAGUGAGGAAUAUCAGAAAGCCAUUGAAAAGGCUAAGAGAAAACUCAGAGGAUUCAUCGCUGAGAAGAAUUGUGCUCCUCUAAUGCUUCGUCUUGCAUGGCACUCUGCUGGAACCUUUUGCAAGGAUUCCAAGACUGGUGGUCCUUUUGGAACUAUGAGGUUCAAAAGUGAGCUCGCCCAUGGCGCCAACAAUGGCCUUGACAUCGCUGUUAGGCUAUUGGAGCCGAUCAAGGAACAGUUCCCCAUCCUCUCAUAUGCAGACUUUUACCAGUUGGCUGGUGUUGUUGCUGUUGAGGUUACUGGAGGACCCGACGUUCCUUUCCACCCUGGUAGAGAGGACAAACCCGAGCCACCACCAGAAGGCCGCUUGCCUGAUGCUACCAAGGGCUCUGAUCAUCUGAGAGAUGUUUUCUACACCAUGGGUCUUUCGGACCAGGACAUUGUUGCCCUCUCUGGUGGUCACACAUUGGGUAGGGCACACAAGGAACGAUCCGGUUUCGAGGGGCCAUGGACUACCAACCCUCUCAUCUUUGACAAAUCGUACUUCACAGAACUCUUGACUGGAGAGAAGGAAGGACUUCUGCAGUUGGCAUCAGACAAGGCACUUCUGUCUGACCCAGUCUUCCGCCCACUUGUCGAAAAAUAUGCUGCCGAUGAGGAUGCUUUCUUUGCUGAUUAUGCUGAAGCUCACCAGAAGCUUUCCGAGCUAGGUUUUGCUGAUGCUUGAGCAAUUGGAAUAGGAAAAUGAGGCUGCAGGCUGUUGUUUAUGUUAGCCUUGAUUUUGUAAUGUAAUGGGAAGGUUGAAUGGGGAGAUUGUUGUUUUUUCUUUUGGACAGUUGGUUUGAUUUUGGGCUGACUUGUUGGGGGAGACUUUGAGCUGAAUGUAAUAUCUCAUCUCCCAACCUCUUUGGACUUUAAUAAUGUUGCUUGAAAAUUUAUCAUUUUGGUGUUGUUUAGGGCCACAAUCCAAUCUACAUCAUUAAUGUUAAUGAGCACAGAUACUGUUGAGC